GUAAUAAUGUGUUAUAAGCAUGGCAUGUGCCAGAAUAUCUGUUUUGAUCUGUUUACAGUAAACACAGGACUCUUAGGUCUGUGAUUAUAAAUGGCAGGAGAGUAGACAGAGCAGGGCAGUCCCAACCUGAGGAACGAGGCGGAGAGAGAGAGAAAGAGUGAGCACGACUGAGAGAGAAAGGUUAUACUGCAGUGAGUGAGAGGUGAGAGAGUGAUGACAGACAGAUCGUCUGUUUCCUUCUGAGAUUUACUGACAAUUUAUUAAAAACGAGGCAACAACAGAGGCAGAGAAACGUAGAGCGUGACCGAGGACGAGUGAAGAAGAAAGUCCGGCAGAGCCCAAGAUACUGCCCAGCAGCGCCCAUCACCCACCUCCCACUCGAACUACUGAACAUCUUCUUCUGCGGACUGAAAUCCCUGUAUGCUGGAAAUGAAGGGCUUCCUGAGGCAGAUGCUCCAAAACUACCUGAACAAGCGCAGACUUUCCAAAAAACGCCUAGUGACCAAAGAUGGACACUGCAACAUCGAAUACGGCAAUGUAAGGAACAUUUUUGCCUACAUUCGAGACUUCUGGACUACAUUUGUGGAGAUCCGCUGGCGUUUUGUUUGUUUUUUCUUUGUGGCCUCCUUCACUCUCAGCUGGUUCAUUUUUGGACUCAUCUGGUACUGGAUCUGCCGUAACAAUGGAGACCUGGCAUGGCAGAACCCACCAAAAGGCCACAUACCAUGUGUACUGAACCUGAAAGGAAUGACUACUGCCUUCCUGUUUUCCCUGGAAACCCAGAUGACUGUAGGCUACGGUGGACGCGACAUCACCCCGCAUUGCCCUGGUGCCAUCGCUCUCCUCAUCAUCCAGACUCUCGUUGGCUCCAUCAUUAACUGCUUCUGGUGCGGAGUGGUUAUGACCAAAAUUACUCUACCCAAAAAAAGAGUCAAGACCAUCCGAUUCAGUGACAGGGCCGUCAUCUGCCAAAACAAUGGUGCGCUCUGCCUGCAGAUACGAGUAGCCAACCUGCGCAAGUCUUUGAUGAUCGGAAGCCAGAUCUACGGAAAACUGCUCCGGACAAAGAUCAAUCCUGAGGGCGAGACCAUAAUACUGGACCAGGUCAACGUUGAUUUCAUGGUGGAAGCUGGACAGGACAGCUUGUUCUUCGUGUGCCCGCUGACCCUGUGUCACAUGAUCAACAAAGCAAGUCCAUUUUUUGAGAUGGCGGUCGACACUCUGUACCAGCAAGAGUUUGAGCUGGUAGUGUUUUUGGAUGGCACAGACGAGUCCACCAGCUCUUCUUGCCAGGUCAGAACUUCUUACAUCCCUCAGGAGAUCAUUUGGGGCUACAGGUUCCUCCCAGUCAUCUCCCGCAGCAAGGAGGGAAAGUAUCACGUCGACUUCUCCAACUUUGCGAAGGUGGAGCUUGUGCCGACUGCUAGCUGUGUCAAAUGCUUUGAAAAUGAGAAGUGCCCUGAGCACCCCUCAGGAAAAGGCGUCGAAAAUGUGGGUUUUGAGGUCAUCAACAUCAGUGACCCUGCCAGUGUUAAUCAGGUGUAGACAGUGACAUUGUAUCGCUGGAAAUUGCAUCUGGUACACUUUUGUCUUAGACACUUUUGUUUUAAAGUCUACGCUGCAUGUCCACUACUUCAAAGUAGAUUGUGUCAAACUGAACAACCCUUCAUAUAGCCAGGAAAUACAACUGGCAUGUUGAGGAAGCAAUUGAUGUUUUCUUUAUAGGCCAUAGUUACCUAAUUCUGUGCACAAGUACAACAUGAAGGUAAAAACAUUAACACUGGACGAAAUUAAAUAGUCCAUGUUGAAAAAGAUUGUCAUGCUGCAGUGUCAGCAUAUGAAGUUAAUGAAUGACAUCACCUAGAAGCCUCAUUAGACUGUUCUAAAAUGUGUGAUCUGUGUGCUACUAAGAAAGAGUCUUUACAGGACUACCGAAGACUCGUCCUACCUCAACUGCAGUCUAGGCUUUGGAAUGCAGCUAAAGGGUCUGUGUUUCCUUAUAGAUUUAGAACUCUAAAGUUAAAAAAUGUAAUGGUCUUCAUAAAGAAGGAGGGCACUUUACUUAUCUUUCGCAAACAAAGUGUUCACUAUGGAGGUUUUUGAACAAUCUAAAACAUCUAGGUGUUCUAGAGGAACCACUACGAUAAAGAACAGGUCAUAAAAUGGAUUACUUUAUGGAAACUUUAUUUUCAGUAGUGGUUUAUUUUUUUGGUGCAAUUCAUGGUGAUGGGAACACUCAAGCAUCAUGUGGACAUUUUCUUGCAUGCUGAAAUAAACAAACUAUAAUUCCCUUUAAAAUCUAUGAUAAAUCCAUGUAUAUGCUUUGUGUGUCCUGAGAACCUGUACAAUACCUGGGUAAUGAUUUGUUUUUAUACACUUGGCUUCGGAUCUACAAUCAAGAUUUUUAUGUUGUUUUACAUUUUUAAAACAAUGUCAAAUAGAGAUGUUUGAUUUAUUGCUGAACAUUUAUAUUUAUGAUAUACAAAUAAAAGGAAAAUAAAUACUA
This is a messenger RNA of Astyanax mexicanus (Mexican tetra), 2506 nucleotides long. RefSeq names its product ATP-sensitive inward rectifier potassium channel 1. NCBI's taxonomy places the organism in Eukaryota, Metazoa, Chordata, Actinopteri, Characiformes, Acestrorhamphidae. The transcript is spliced from 2 exons. Bases 421 to 1545 code for a protein of 374 amino acids. The record is from RefSeq and is a predicted model, not a curated record. Gene Ontology annotation, biological process: potassium ion import across plasma membrane; regulation of monoatomic ion transmembrane transport. Gene Ontology annotation, molecular function: ATP-activated inward rectifier potassium channel activity. Gene Ontology annotation, cellular component: plasma membrane.